AUCACAUCGCUCCAAAAAAGAAACGGUUGUACGCUACAGCGCGUCUCUACUGCGCAGACUCACGCAGAGAGAGGAAGAGGCUCGGAGGUGUCGCUUUCCCCCAACAGAGGAAUCCAAGUCUCCUACAAAGCUCUUAGGAGCUCAUAACCACCAGUAAAGCUGUAUAAGCACCGGGUUGACGGGACCGAAGGAAGUGGCGUGUCGUACGGGGAGCUGCCUGCCGAAAUCGCCAUGAGUUACAAACCCAUCGCUCCUGCGCCGUCUGGCUCCAACCACACACCUCCAGGCUCCUCGGUGCCCUCUCCAUCCCUGCCCUCGUCGUCCAACUUCAGGCCGGCUUUCAGUGACUUUGGUCCGCCCUCCAUGGGCUUUGUCCAGCCUGUCAAAGUGUCUCAAGGCUCCACCUACAGCGAGCUCCUGUCCGUCAUUGAGGAGAUGAGCCGCGAGAUCAGGCCAACGUACGCCGGCAGCAAGAGCGCCAUGGAGAGGCUAAAGAGAGGUAUAAUCCAUGCCCGUGCACUGGUCAGGGAGUGUCUUGCAGAGACGGAGAGAAGUGCACGCACAUAACCUUUUGGAAAGACCCCUUCACCCCUCGCUUUUACCCCACCACCCCCCCGAUAGAAGCCUGUUCUCCCCAAGGUCUUUUUUUUUUUUUUUUUUUUUUAAUUUUAAAAUCCUCCCAGCUUCUCUGCUUUCCUCGCCGGCUUUUUCUAGGUGCAUCAUGUCCUUCUUGUCUCCGCUGUCAGUUCCCUGCACACCUUUUUUUUGUUCAUCACAGACUUUGUGACCUGUGGAGUGUACGCAAAAUGCAGUUUUGUAUCUAUUUUGAAAUAAGAGUGUAGGGAAUUUCAGCACAUUUUUAAGUAGACCUAUGGGUAAAAAAAAAAAAAAAAAAAAAACCUUGGUAAAAAUGGACGUGAAUGUUUAAAAACAGGAUUUGACUUAGUUUUUGUUUUUUUAAAAAUGAUGAAAAUCAAUGUUCCACCUGCGCUCAUGUUUCUAUUCUGAACAUCACUCUGCAGCCGCUCAUUAUUUCUUCUGUUGAUCGGAGCGUCUUGAUUAUUCCUCCCCCCUCGUCAUCUGCAUUCACCCUCGCUUUGUUUUCAUCAUGUUUUGUAGUGUGAACACACGUUAGAUGUUUCUCAAUCCCAAGAACUCUGUACAUCUCAAGUCAAUUUGUUAGUAUGGAAAUUUUGUAAACCAGAUUUUUGCAGUUCUGUAUGUAUAUCUUAAUUAAAUAACAGGAAAAAAAUAA
Larimichthys crocea (large yellow croaker) is the source of this 1255-nucleotide messenger RNA. It is a transcript of the gene cdk2ap2, whose product is annotated as cyclin dependent kinase 2 associated protein 2. The record is from RefSeq and is a predicted model, not a curated record. NCBI's taxonomy places the organism in Eukaryota, Metazoa, Chordata, Actinopteri, Sciaenidae. The coding region runs from base 232 to 567 and encodes 111 amino acids. Gene Ontology annotation, cellular component: cytoplasm; microtubule; nucleus. Gene Ontology annotation, biological process: regulation of microtubule cytoskeleton organization; negative regulation of G1/S transition of mitotic cell cycle. The transcript has 5 exons.